This is a messenger RNA of Vanrija pseudolonga, 1214 nucleotides long. RefSeq lists its product as uncharacterized. The transcript is spliced from 2 exons. Lineage: Eukaryota; Fungi; Basidiomycota; Tremellomycetes; Trichosporonales; Trichosporonaceae. Bases 66 to 1157 code for a protein of 363 amino acids. The record is from RefSeq and is a predicted model, not a curated record.
CAUCCACCCACUCUCCCUUGUCAGCACACUUUACGCCUGCGAUCAAUGUCUGGACCACACAAGGGAUGACCUCCAACACGCCGGGGGAGGAAGACCCGUCACCUGUGCCGGCCUCGUCACCCGCGCCCGCCUCGUCACCCGACUUCAACAUCACGCUCGAUGUGCACGCACAACUCCCGGGCUUACAAUGGGUCGGCGGCGAGCGUUGCGACACUAACUCUGGAGGCCCACCACCGAAAGCUCCAACCGGCCUCAACCCACUCGAGACCUGGCUAUUAGCCCAAGGAGUCACGCCGCAACAUGCCUUCCACGCCAAGCAAAAGACGCGACCCGUGCUGAGUCAGGCGAGAGACGACGAUGCACUUACGCCCAUCCGCCUCCAACUCAACGCCGCCUCCAUCGGCAACCUGGCCCUCGCCAUCAACGCCAGCGCCAUCCGGUUCCUCUCGAUAACCUUUGACCCCCUCCCUUCGUCAUCAGCCCUCUCCGCGCUGCUCGACACCCUCCAUGUCCGCGGCCUUCACACUCUUCAAGUCUUCGGCAAGCUGUCCCCAGCCACCGUGCACGCCAUCGCCGACUACAUUGCCUCUUCGCGCAGUGCCGGGCUAAAUGUCCUUCGCAUCGACAGGGGCGACUGCACCGUGACCGACCUCGAGCCUCUAGCCGAUGCCAUCGAGCGCAACACCACCAUCCAAAAGGUUUGGACCGUCAGCACCUACGAUGCCGCAGGCUUCGUCGACCUAUUCAGCCUCAUGGAACGCCCAAAUCCGACCCCGAGGCUGCGGCUAGCACUGUACAGGAACAGAAGCCUCGCUGUGCGAGUCAGAAGAACAGUCCUGGCGGCCCUCGGCCCGGCUCGAGUUCUCCUGCGCGUCGCGAGCCCUGGCGCAGCCUCGAGCCCCAUCGCGCUCCUCCCACUCGAACUCGUCACCCUGGUCCUCCAACUAGCCUCCCCCGACGCCCACGCCCUCCUGCCUACCCAAUGGCACACACUCUUCAACUACGCCGCGGACCCGUGCCGACAAAAGGCCACAGCGCUUGCCCUGCAAUCCGCCGUUGCCGAUGGACGCACACUCGACAACGUCAUCGACGAAUGGCUCCUAUGCGGCGGCUUCUACUGGGCACAUGGCUACAAGGAGGAGCUCCCGGCGAGUUGAUAGAGGUAAAUGCCACUUUGCGUUGAUACGAUGCAUAGAUGCAAAUGCCACUUUACU